Molecule: messenger RNA, 1293 nt
Organism: Arabis nemorensis
Lineage: Eukaryota; Viridiplantae; Streptophyta; Magnoliopsida; Brassicales; Brassicaceae
Source: the annotation of a GenBank genome assembly
AUGAGCAAGGUGGGCUCGUCGCUCUACAGUCGCCUCCAUGGAAUCUUUAAAGAAACUCCAAUCGCCACCAUUAAGCCCACAAAACCCAGAAACCAAUCCAAAUCCAAAAAGUUCAUUAGUAAAUCGAAGGAAUCCACAGCUUCUUCUGCUUCCGCCUCUGAAGGAGACGUAGUGAAGUCCUCGAAUGACGCCAAGGAAGCAAAAGGUGCGAAAUUGACUAAGAAAUUAGAGAAAUUCAAGAGAUCCUGCGAGUCAGAGAGUUUCCGGCAAGUCCAUGGACUCUACAGUGCGUUUAUCCGCCGCCUCAGGGAAGCUAAGAAGUUCUCGAUGAUCGACGAAGUUCUUCAGCACCAGAAGAAGUUUGAUGACAUAAAAUCUGAGGAUUUCGUUAUCCGUAUCAUGCUUCUUUAUGGGUACUCAGGAAUGGCGGAUCAUGCCCACAAGCUGUUCGACGAAAUGCCUGAGCUAAACUGUGAACGCACUGUUAAGUCGUUCAAUGCGCUCCYAUCGGCUUAUGUGAAUUCGAGGAAGCUUGAUGAGGCCAUGAAGGCCUUCAAGGAGUUGCCAGAGAAGCUAGGUAUUACUCCUGAUCUUGUCACUUAUAAUACCAUGAUUAAGGCACUUUGUCGGAAAGGCUCUAUGGAUGAUAUAUUGUCCAUCUUUGAGGAGCUUGAGACGAAUGGGUUUGAGCCUGAUUUGAUCACUUUCAACACACUGUUAGAAGAGUUCUAUAGGAGGGAUUUGUUUGCUGAAGGAGAUAGGAUUUGGGAUUUGAUGAAAUCUAAGAAUCUUGUUCCCAACAUUAGGAGUUAUAACUCAAGAAUGAGAGGUCUGACUCGGACCAAGAAGUUUACUGAUGCAAUUAACUUGAUGGAUGUUAUGAAUACCGAAGGGGUUUCUCCAGAUGUUCAUACUUACAAUGCUUUCAUCACGGUUUACCGCGGUGAUAACAACCUCGAGGAGGCUCUGAAAUGGUACACUGAGAUGAAGGAGAAAGGUCUGACUCCUGAUUCAGUGACUUACUGUUUGUUAAUCCCUCUUAUCUGCAAGAAAGGUAAUCUUGAUAUAGCAGUUGAGAUAUCCGAAGAAGCCAUCAAACACAAGGUCCUGUCUCGCCCGAACAUGUAUAAACCCGUGAUCGAGCGUUUGAUGGGUGAUGGCAAGAUUGAUAAAGCAACUGAGCUAGUGAAGAAUGGCAAGUUACAGAGUUACUUUCGCUACUUACCAGACUUGUCCACCGGUAAGAAGAAGACCUCUUCGAGUCCGGUCGAGGCAUGCUUGUUGGACGAUUAA